AUGGCGGAAUCACUUGCGGAUGCUAUGGAGCAGCUACGGAUAGCAGCCAGCAGUAUCGACCCGGUGACGAUACAAAGUCACCUUGAGGCGCCCCGCAACGACGACAACCGCAUGUCCGAUACCCCCAGACCACGCAAGAAAACGUCGAGAACGGGGACCGAAUUGCUCAAUGAGCUGGAGGACGAAUUUUUGACACCAUCGUCUAAAUUCAGCACGGCUUGGCUUGAUCAGUUACAAUCACGAUGGGACGCGCCUGCAGAUACAACAGAUUUGUUCGAGAUUGCGCCGACACAGACGAGAACGGUGACCCGAUUCACUCGGGAGGGGCUCGAAGGACGCGUGACUGGAUACCGCGAAGUCACGAUACCAGCUACAAGCGAAACGGCGAAGAACUCGACCUCUCUCCUUCGUCGACCAGCCGGUCGUGCAGACUUCGUUCGUGGCGCUGCGGGAUUUUUCCCCUUUGCGCCCGGGGGCUUGGACGCCGUGGAAGCUCUGGCGGAGAUGGAGGCAGAUGCUCAGGUCGAGCAGUCUCGGUCUGGUGGCAAAAAGGCAGGCUUGGACCGGAUCAUCAACUUUGGUGCCGAGGGUGGCCUUCUCACAAUUCCUCCUGGGUUUGAGAGGGGGCUGACCUUUGCCGAAAGCAAGUCCAAAGAAGCCGCGGAGGGUGACGAGGAAGUUGAAAAGGCUCUACAAGAGGAGAGUAGUGCACCGCCCGGCGAUUCCGAGACCAAGACAGAUCCCAACGGAGUUGCCGAUGGUGCUCAUGUGGAUGAAGCCAGUGACGACGACCAUGACGAGGAGGAUAUUGAUGAACUGUUGCCCGUUGAGUUCCCGGCCCUUGAGCCACGCAAUCAGCUUCUGGCCGGUCUUCAAAAGCAGAAGGGGAGAGAAUGGGCCCACGUCGUUGAUGUGAACAAGGAAAUUACCAACUUUAGUGAUUUGGUUCCGGACAUGGCUAGAGAAUGGCCAUUCGAGCUGGAUACCUUUCAAAAGGAGGCCGUGUAUCACUUGGAGAAUGGCGACUCGGUCUUUGUGGCUGCUCAUACGUCGGCUGGUAAGACGGUCGUUGCAGAGUACGCUAUUGCACUGGCCACGAAGCAUAUGACCAAGGCGAUCUACACUUCGCCAAUCAAAGCGCUCAGCAAUCAGAAGUACCGAGACUUCCGAAGCACCUUUGACGAUGUGGGUAUCCUGACUGGAGAUGUUCAAAUCAAUCCUGAGGCCAGCUGUGUGAUCAUGACUACGGAGAUUCUUCGCAGUAUGCUUUAUCGUGGAGCGGACCUGAUCCGUGACGUGGAGUUUGUCAUUUUCGACGAAGUGCACUAUGUCAACGACCUUGAGCGAGGAGUUGUGUGGGAAGAAGUUAUUAUUAUGCUUCCAGAACAUGUCACCCUCAUUCUUCUGUCAGCUACCGUGCCCAAUACCUACGAAUUCGCGUCGUGGGUUGGUCGAACAAAGAAGAAGGAUAUUUACGUGAUCUCGACCCCCAAGCGACCUGUGCCACUGGAACAUUAUCUGUGGGCUGGCAAAGAAAAAUUCAAAAUUGUCGACUCCAACAAGCGCUUCAUCGAAGGCGGCUGGAAGAAGGCAAAUGACGUCCUGUCAGGGAAGGAAGCUAGACUCAAGAAAGAAGCCGAGGCCCAGGCUCAGGCCCAGGCCCAACGUGGUGGCGCUCAGGGUCGAGGACGUGGCCGGGGACAGGACGCAGGUAGAGGUGCUGGCCGAGGCGGAGGGCCCCGUGGCGGUGGUGGUAGAGGGCAAGCCGGUGGGCGAGGGCAGCCUUCCAACCGUGGAACGGGUAACAUCGCUCGCACUGGGCGUGGAGGAGGCAGGCAAUCCGCCGCUCAGGACAAGAACACUUGGGUUCAUCUGGUAUCGCAUCUUCGUAAGGAGGAUCUGCUUCCAGGUUGUGUGUUCGUCUUCUCCAAGAAGCGAUGCGAGGAAAACGCGGAUUCCCUCAGCAACCAAGACUUUUGCAAUGCGACAGAGAAAAGUUUGAUCCAUAUGAUGAUCGAGAAGUCCCUGACUCGUCUCAAGCCAGAAGACCGAACUCUGCCCCAAAUUCUUCGGCUGCGCGAGCUACUCAGCCGCGGUGUCGCUGUUCACCAUGGAGGUCUGCUGCCCAUUAUGAAAGAAGUAGUUGAAAUUCUCUUUGCAAGGUCCCUGGUCAAGGUGCUCUUUGCGACAGAAACUUUUGCCAUGGGUCUGAACUUGCCUACUCGUACUGUUGUGUUCUCUGGUUUCCGCAAACACGACGGCAAGGGCUUCAGAGAUUUGCUCCCCGGAGAGUACACACAAAUGGCCGGACGUGCUGGCCGCCGAGGUCUCGACACUGUGGGUUAUGUGCUUAUAACCAACAGCGGCAGGGACGAGGCCCCUCCUGCCGGUGCUCUGAAGAAGAUGAUUUUGGGCGACCCGACGAAGCUUCGUUCUCAAUUCCGUCUAACCUACAACAUGAUUCUGAACCUACUUCGAGUGGAGGCUCUCAAGAUAGAAGAGAUGAUCAAGAGGAGUUUCAGCGAGAAUGCCACGCAAGCUUUGCUACCAGAGCACGAGAAGCAAGUCCAGCUGUCGGAGGCCAGCUUGGAAAAAAUCAAGCGGCCCCCGUGCGAGAUUUGUGAUGUGGAUCUCGCUGCCUGCCAUGCUGCGUCGAUGGAGUAUGAAAGACUCACGACAGAGCUUUACAGUGGCCUGCCAACAACCCCUGCAGGUAAACGGCUGUUCGAGGUCAAAAAAAUGGUCGUCUAUCGAAAGGACGGCAUUCGUACGGCAGGUGUUAUCACGAAAGAAGGCAUCACCACCGGUACUGUUCCUUGCAUUACUGUCCUCGAGAUUGGCACAGUCUACAACCGCCGCCAUCCCAGUGACGUGCUGCCAUUCCUUCCAAAGUUCCGACCUUACUUCCAAGCCCUUCCUUCGAACGGUGCAUCCAUGCAUCUGAAAAUCUGCAAGAUCCCUGUGACCGACGUGGAGUGUAUCACGACCACAAGAUGCAAGGCUGGCGGACCCAUCUGUGAGCGAUGGGACGAAAUCGACUGGGUACGCAUCAAGGAAUUGCAGUCACGAGAUAUCAUUGAUCAACGAAGAGCUCAAGCCGAGUUCAUUCAAUCGUGCCGCUGCAUGGAAUGCCCGAAAUUCAUUGAACAUUUCGAAAUGCAACAUGAUGAAUGGCAAGUCAAGGAGAAUAUCUCGCAAUUGAAGCAAUUGAUGUCGGAUCAAAAUCUCCAGCUUCUCCCUGAUUACGAACAGCGAAUUCAGGUUUUGCGCGAGCUCGGGUUCGUCGACGAGCAUUCUCGUGUGCAACUCAAGGGCAAGGUGGCCUGUGAAAUUCACUCCGCCGACGAGCUCGUAUUGACGGAGCUGGUUCUCGAGAACGUCCUGGCCGAGUACGAACCGGAAGAGAUUGUCGCGCUCUUGUCAGCAUUCGUAUUCCAGGAGAAGACCGAGAGCCAGCCCACCUUGACCCCCCGACUUCAGAAGGGCCAGGAGGCCAUCGUUCGCAUCGCAGAAAAGGUGAACAACUACCAAGUCCUGCACCAAGUCAUUCAAUCAAGCGAGGAUUCCAACGACUUUGCCAGCGAACCUCGCUUCGGUCUUGCUGAAGUGGUCUACGAGUGGGCCAAGGGAAUGUCCUUCAACCGGAUCACUGAUCUCACCGACGUGAUGGAGGGGACAAUUGUUCGAACCAUUACUCGCUUGGAUGAGACUUGUCGCGAGGUGAAGAAUGCAGCCAAGCUUGUUGGCGACCCGAACCUGUACACCAAGAUGCAGCAGGCACAGGAACUCAUCAAGCGCGACGUCAUCUUUGCGGCGUCCUUGUACAUGUAA
This is a messenger RNA of Penicillium oxalicum, 3831 nucleotides long. RefSeq names its product SKI complex RNA helicase subunit SKI2. NCBI's taxonomy places the organism in Eukaryota, Fungi, Ascomycota, Eurotiomycetes, Eurotiales, Aspergillaceae. Gene Ontology annotation, biological process: nuclear-transcribed mRNA catabolic process, 3'-5' exonucleolytic nonsense-mediated decay. Gene Ontology annotation, molecular function: RNA helicase activity; RNA binding; ATP binding. The coding region runs from base 1 to 3831 and encodes 1276 amino acids. The transcript is spliced from 5 exons. Gene Ontology annotation, cellular component: Ski complex. The record is from RefSeq and is a predicted model, not a curated record.